Molecule: messenger RNA, 1709 nt
Organism: Homalodisca vitripennis (glassy-winged sharpshooter)
Lineage: Eukaryota; Metazoa; Arthropoda; Insecta; Hemiptera; Cicadellidae
Product: E3 ubiquitin-protein ligase AMFR-like
Exons: 3
Coding region: 134-343 (69 amino acids)
Molecular function (GO): ubiquitin binding
Source: RefSeq, a predicted model, not a curated record
UUGCUGUGUUAACUGAGUGACUGAUCUGAUAGGUUCCCGGUAUGUGUCUUGGUUGCCCAGUUUCUCGGUGGAAGUGACUCAUACCCAACUCCUGCACACCAACCAGCCAACUCACACUUCACAACUAGACGCCAUGGCCCGAACUGUACAACAGCUGUUCCCACAUCUGCCGCUGAGUGUAAUCAUUGAUGACCUCCACAUUACCCGCUCCGUGGAGCUCACAGUGGAGAAUGUGUUGGAGGGCCAUGUGCAGGCCCCCACUGCAAAGCCCCCCGCCUUCUCCACCCACUCCGACUACCACCUCGCCACCCCCACUCACUUGGCAGCAUACCACAUCCAGUGAGUCUGCAGAAGAAGAAGAUGAACCUUUGAAUGCAGGAAGCCGAUUUUCCAAGUCUCCAAGCGAACGCGAAAGGAUCCUCCAUGUGCGGAAGGAGAAGUUACUUCUGGGGGCACGACGCCGAUACUUGGAGAGACAUCCUACCACCAGCUGAAGUGUCUGAUAUUGCCAACCACCGCUGAAUCACUUUGUACUGUCAAAGCUUGUUUUCAAAUUUGAACCGCUAAAUAUAGAUUCACUUAAAACAUUCACUUUAUUUUCGUUAUAAAUUAAUUGUAUAGUUUGUAAAUUCACUGUUAUGUUAUUCAUAGAUUCAGUAAGUUUAAACUCUUCCCUUCUUAAAUUUUUAUGGAAAUUUUCGUCCCAAUAGUAAAUUUAAAGCCAAGCUUCUAGAGAUGUAAUUAAAUUUUUUAUAAUACGGGCUUAUUAUCACUAUCUGAUGAUUCGGCACUUAAUCUAACAAGUAAUAUUUUAAUGAGUACUUUUGUAAAUGAAGAAAUGAAAGACUGUAUUAUUUAAUAAGAAGAUAUCGUGAUAUUUUUAGAAUGGUUAUGACGUACUUUCAAUUAUGUUUUCACAUAGCUUUAAGGUAAUUAGUGUAAUGUAAAGAUUUAUGUUGUACAUAUACUGUAUUAUUUAUUUUCUAAGAUCACACAAAACUCCUGCUCUUGUAUUCUGCUAGGCGAUCUGAAUCUAGUCUAGUUUUGUAUUAUAUUUGUAGCUAUUAUAAAGUAAAUGCUUAAUCCUUCGCAAGCAUAACUUAUGUCAAUUUAACUGCCCUUGCAUAACACUAAAUUAAGGCAAAUGAAUUAACUUUACAUUCUGCGGAAAGUCUGUUACUUACAGGUGUUAAGAAGGAUGAUCCAUUAAAUUAUGAGAAUAAUAGUUGCAAAGCUAAUUUUUUAAUGACCUAAUUAAAACAUGAUCAGAUGGCCUAUUGAUCAGAUCAGUUGAGUUCUGCCAGUUAAAUACACAGUGAAUGCGUUAGUUCUGUAAAUUUGUGUUUAGUAAUGUCAACAUGCUUGUUUCAGAGAACUCGGUCAGUUAAUCUUCAAUUACCUUUAAAAGAAAUUUGAUUUGCAUUAAAUCCAUGCAACAGUCUAGUUUUUAAUUUUUAAACAAGUUCAAGAUGACAAAGAGUUAUUAUUUCAUUUUUCCCCAUCAGUGUACCUAUUUAUCACCACAUAUUGUUUUAUUGGGUAUUCUCCUGGAUGUAUGUGUAAGCCAUACCCUAAGUUCGUAAACUGUUGUAGUAAUAAUAGGUUACAUGUGUAUUGUAUUUGUGUACAAACUUAAGUUUUGACUAGUGACUGAAUUUAGCAUAACGAUAUUAUAUUCUGCAUUAGAAUAAAAUAUUCUUUGUGCAUAA